This is a messenger RNA of Brassicogethes aeneus, 1839 nucleotides long. NCBI's taxonomy places the organism in Eukaryota, Metazoa, Arthropoda, Insecta, Coleoptera, Nitidulidae. The record is from the annotation of a GenBank genome assembly.
CAUACAUAAAUAUUUUGGUGUGGCUGUACGUCACAUACGGAUAGCGAAUGGGUGUUUUGCAAGUGCAAGUGAAAUAGAAGACGUAACGUGUGAUGAUUUUAUCGCCGAUUUGUCCAAUAGGAACGAGAAUUCAUCGAGGGAUCAAGUAGUCUGAUUGUGUUUUAGACGGCAACCGCCCUAUUGCCGAGUACAGUGACAUCAUCAGCUGCUACUAAGUUUUAUUUUGGGUAUUUUAAAGGAAAACCUAGUGCCUAGUUAAAUAAUGUACAUUUUGCUAACAAAGAACGAAUAAUCACGUGAGCAACCAAACAAAACCUUCAAAAUGAGCGUAAUGGGUUUCACCGAUAUCAUGCAAGGGCCGUUUGCUCAGUACAUACAAAUUUCUAAGCAAAUCGGAGGUGACGUUGGUCAACAAAGCCAAUUGGUCCAGCAGGCUUUCAAUGCGCAACUGGCUUACUUACAAUUGGCCAGCCAAUCGGCCAAACCAGCCAACCAAAACGAUCUAAUGAGUUUGUUGAAACCGACGAGCGACCAAAUCAGCGCCAUACAAACUUUCCGCGAGAAAAAUCGCACCUCGCAGUUUUUUAACCAUCUAUCCGCCAUCAGCGAGAGUAUUCCUGCCUUGGGAUGGGUCGCUGUAAGCCCAGCACCUUCCCCAUAUGUCAAAGAAAUGAACGAUGCCGGCCAAUUUUACACCAAUCGCGUCUUGAAAGAUUGGAAGGAAAAGGAUAAGCGUCAUGUUGACUGGGUCAAGUCCUGGGUGCAAACUUUGACUGAAUUGCAGGCUUUCGUCAAGCAACACCAUACCACUGGCUUGGUGUGGGGCGGUAAGACUGCCCCAACGGGAAUACCACCACCACCUCCUGGAGGUUGCCCGCCUCCUCCGCCGCCAGUCGUUGACCUUGGUAGUGCCGGAGAUGCUGGGUUGGAUAGGUCAGCUCUGUUCGCCCAAAUCAAUCAAGGAGAGAAUAUUACAAGAAGUUUGAAGAGGGUCACACCUGAUAUGCAAACCCACAAAAACACCGGGCUCAGACAAGGCCCAGCUCCGUUCAAAGCGCCGGCUCAGUCUCAAACUAAACCAUCAGCUCCCGUAGAAAAACCGCCGAGUUUCAUAAGGGACGGCAAAAAGUGGUUGAUUGAGUACCAAAAGCAAAACCACAACCUUCUGGUCGAUGGGGCCGAAAUGAACAAUGUGGUCUACUUAUUCAGAUGCAGUGAUUCUACCGUCACCGUAAAAGGAAAAAUCAACUCGAUCACCUUGGAUUCUUGCAAGAAAACCUCCGUUGUUUUCGAUAGUCUCGUAUCUUCCAUGGAAUUUAUCAAUUGCCAAUCCGUUCAGAUGCAGGUGUUUGGUAAAGUUCCAACUGUAUCUGUUGACAAAACCGAUGGCUGCCAAAUUUAUCUAAGCCCCGAUUCGUUAGAUGUGGAAAUCGUCAGUUCAAAAUCUUCGGAAAUGAAUGUACUCAUACCUAAGGGCAACGGUGAUUACACCGAGACUCCAAUCCCCGAACAAUUCAAGACUACCAUAACACCAAAUAAAACCCUGUCUACCAUAAUAGUAGAAAGCAAGGGUUAAUUUUACAAUAAAAAUAAUAAUAAUACUAAUUUAUAUUUAUCCUAGAGUCUAGUACCUAGACUAAAACUAACUAAAUAAGCAAUUUUAUACAUACAUUUGUAAAUUGAUACGCGCGCUAGUAAAAAAAGCAAUAUUUCUUAAGGUAUAUUUAUUUGGUUGUGGAUCAUAUCAGAACAAUUCUUUUUGUAAUCAUGUGUGUUACUGUAACUAAAUGUUUAUUUAAAAUAUUUGUUGGGCUUCAUAAAUAAAAACGUAUUUCAUUU